Messenger RNA from Pecten maximus, 3864 nucleotides. RefSeq names its product nephrocystin-1-like. Gene Ontology annotation, cellular component: cytoplasm; cilium. The record is from RefSeq and is a predicted model, not a curated record. Gene Ontology annotation, biological process: protein localization involved in establishment of planar polarity. Lineage: Eukaryota; Metazoa; Mollusca; Bivalvia; Pectinida; Pectinidae. Bases 64 to 2595 code for a protein of 843 amino acids. The transcript is spliced from 34 exons. Gene Ontology annotation, molecular function: protein binding.
CGCAAUAAACAUUGUUUGCAAAUGGCGGAUAAUCGAGAGGAUACUAACUAACAGAUUAACGAAAUGGCCCCCAAAGAGCCAACACCCCUGGUAAAGGUGCAGAAAGAAGCAGACAAGCUUAAGAAACAGGUUGACAAGCAGGUUAAAGACAGUAAUAAGACUGCAAGCAAUUCAAAGACAAAAAAUGAUGAAGUAAAACUCAAAGAAGCUUUCAAAGGAUGUUUUGAUUUGAUUGAACCUGUAGAAACUCUUUUAGCAGAGGCAGAAGCCCUUGAAGAGGCAAAUGAACCCCCUAAGGUGAAAGGUUUUGAAAAUAAGAAGAAACAUGAAGUUAGCAGAAUAACUACUUGGAAGGGGCAGCUUGAAACUGCCAUGUCAAAACUUCUACCAGACGAAAAAGGAGCAGAAUACUUAAAGGAGCUGAAAGGGGAGGAAGAGGAAGAAGAAGAAGAAGUGGAAGAUGACAGCAAAGAUGAGGAAUUAGAGACAACGGAAAUGUUAGAUACACAACAAACAGAAUCAGAGGAACCCAAAGCCGGCCCAUCAAAGUCAAAAAAGAAAAAGGAGGAGGAGGAAGAAGAGGAAGAGGAUGAAGAAGAUGAAGAAGAUGAAGAGGAUGAUGAUGAAGAAGAAUACGAAACAGAUGGAACAACAAUGAAAACUGAUGCACCAACAAUGAAAACAGAUGCAGACGAAGAGGAGGAGGAAGAUGAUGAUGAAGAAUAUGAAGAAGAGGAGGAGGAGGAAGAAGAGGAAGAAGAAGGAGAAGAAGAGGAGGUUGAAGAAGAGGAAGGUGAAGAAGAAGAGGUUGAAGAAGAGGAAGUUGAUGAGGAAGAAGAUGAAGAUGAGGAAAAAGAAAAGAUGGAAGAUACAAACUUAGGUGUGACUGCUGCGGGCCAGCAGUUUGAAGCCAUCAGUGACUUCAAAGGGGAGUCCGAGGGAGACCUUAGCUUUGUCAAAGGUGACAUCUUGACCAUUCUACAGACAAGGGAUGAUGGAUGGUGGGAGGCUGAAAAUGCUGCUGGUGAAUCUGGAGUUGUACCCUCAACUUACCUCAAGAUGCACAACAAAUACAAGGAUAUUCAGAAAGAUGAUGAGGGAGAAGAUGAUGAGGAGGAGGGAGAUGAAGAUGAACCAGGUACAGCCAAAAGUGGGAAGAAGUUGUGGUCGCCUAUCAAGAAGGCGGUACAAGAGAACAUAGCAAAAAGAGGGAUGAGACUACACAAAACUAGUGUCACAGAUGUGUUGCAUGCCCUCGGAGCAGUCCCUUCCGGGUUCAGACCAUCCACACUGGGGCCAAAGUUCCAUGAUGAUGAGAAAUUCACCAUGAAGAGAUACCUGGCCCCCAAACUGGCCCCCUCGAACCUGGCAUAUGCUGACUUAUUCUUUGAUCCUAAAGUAGGCAAGAUCAGGCCACGCCCUUCCAGGAUAGAGAGGCUGGUCUCUGUAGUAGCUUGUAGACAGAUCCCUGUCCCUGGUACAGAUGAGAAGGGGAAGAAAGUAGAACCCAGUCUGUCAAUCAAAGGAAGACAUGUGCGAGUCUGUCUAUUUGAUGGCCAAAAUAUUUUGAGUAACAUCCACACAAUAAAGGUUGCCACUGUGGACAAGGAUCAGAGGACGUGGAACUUCAACAGUAGGGAAUAUAAUCAGAUGGACCCCAUUCAGCAUGCAGAAUUCUUCAUCAGAACGAAUAGUGUACAUGAAAAUAUAGGAAUCCUGUUUGAGCUUUGCAUGUCAUAUGUGAGAACGUUGAAACAGGAAAAUGAAGAAAAUAGUACAGAGGAGUAUGGAGAGUUCAGUUGUGGCUGGCAUCAUCUUAAGUUGUUAGAGGACAAUGGCAAUGUCAAAGGCAACAGACAAUUUGAUCAAAUGGAAGUCCAUGGUGGUACUCCAUAUGAGAAGGGAGUGUUUGUGGACCCGGAAAUAUCCAGGAGAACGAGCUCUAAUGCUUUCAUGACUCUACUGUCCGGAAACAAACAGCCAAGACUUCACGUAAAGUUAGCCAUUCCCAGCAAGAAAGAUGUCAAAGACCAACUACAGACUUUACCGGAUGUGUUUGUCGGGAGUAUGUGUCUGCUCCCCUUCUACUCAUUCUACAGACAGAUCCUCGCCGACAAGUUGAUCCGCGAUCGAAUUGAUCCCGAUUCCACAGAAUUUAUUCCAAGUACAGAACUGAUCCACAGUCCGGUACUGACCACCUUCCCCCAAGUAGCUGACCAGUCCGACAUGAUGAGAGUCGUCAGAGAUUUGUGGCAGAAGAAGAUCAAAACAGUAAAGAAGGCUGAUUCGAGCUCUAUUUUCCUUCCAUCCUAUUUGUCAGUUAUGCGUGACCAUGAAUACAUGAAGAAAUUAUUUGAGGAAGUGGUAAAAGAAUCUGUUUAUCCACUGCUUCAUUCCACAACACUGCCAUCUUAUACGAUAGGCAACCAUCAGGCAGAGCAGGCCCGCCAUGCAGAGAUUGAAAGGUUCUUAAAUCUCCGUGACACUAGAGGUGGGAUCCUUCAGCUUAUGUUGUCGUCAGAAAUAGAAUUCUCACCCUUCGAGCCCAAAGAGGUUUCCUUUGAUGUGAUAGGACCUCAUUGUUUACAACCCUAGUGACAAAAAGGUUGAUAUAGAAUUUUAGAUCAAUGCAACAUAAACAACUUUAGGAUCCAAGCAUUAAAGGCGAAGAUACUAUUUACGUGAUGUCACACUGGAUACAUAGGACAGAUACGCAAGACAUUCGACAGAUAAUUCCCGAGUUUGUUCAGAUGAUUAGGUCAGAAAAAUGAUACAGGAAUGACAAUACUUUCACAAGGUCUGACUUAAACGUAACACUAAUUUGGAAACAAAAUUAUCUUCAUUUGAGACGAUCAAGUUUGGAAGCCUGUGUUCAUAUCAAAAGGAUACGACAUAAAUCUAAUGUACUGAGGCAGUUGCGAUGAGAUGUAGUAGAGAUUAAGUAUUAUACCGUCCAUUAGAUAGAGCAGUUUUUAUGAUAAAUUUUUAGUUGGUCAAUACUUGUUCACUUUGGAAGAAAGGUAUCUUCAUAAUUUGUAAGUCUUAUACAUUUUUCUUAUGUUGUUAAAAUCAGGAAUUGGCCACAGUAAUCCAUGGUUAUAAUGGUAAACUUUCAGUAUACAUUAUGUAGUAUGUAAGGAUGUAUUGUAUGUGAAAGUUUGUGUAUGAUUGAGGUUAAGUUUUUAAGAUCGUACAUGUAUUUUCUGUGAAUUUACUACUAAAGAAAAAAAAAAUAAGCAACCCUACUGAGUGUUCUAAUGAGGCACAUAGAGACAAGGUAAAUCACAGAAAAUCUUAGAUCCACAUUUUGCUGUCCAGUAAAAUGGUACAGCAUAUACUGUAAACGUAGUUAUUUUCGCGGGGGGUUAAUUUCGCGAUUUCUGUAUGUAAACUAUAUGUGUGGGGGAAUUUUUUACGAUCGAUCCACCUUCAUUUGUAGUUCUAGAUUACGCGAAAUGAAAUCAAAAUAAUGUGUGUGGGGUAAAUUUCACGAUCAAAAGGACACAGCGUAAUUAGCAUAAAUUUCCCCCUUGCAUAAAUUUUCACAUUUACAGUACUCAGUCCAUGAUGGGAAGACAUUUUAGAUAUCCAUAGUCAAUUGGCCAUAAGAAGGGUUUGAGGUUGUAGCAGGAAAAUACAUUUAUUAGAAUAAUAUCAAUUUACUCUAGAGAGUGAGAGUGAGAGAGAGAGAGAGAGAGAGAGAGUGAGAGAGAGAGAGAGAGAGAGGCUAAGAGUGAAUAAGAGUAAAUGAAUGUUGUUAUAAAGAUCUGUGAUGUUCGAUUAUUUAUUGUUAGAGUGCUUAAUAUGUAUGUGAUAGUAAAAUGCAGUGCAUUUUAUAUUUUAUAAUAAAUUACCAAAAUCAAA